Cheilinus undulatus (humphead wrasse) is the source of this 4712-nucleotide messenger RNA. RefSeq names its product dnaJ homolog subfamily C member 11 (gene dnajc11b). The transcript has 16 exons. Bases 1 to 1734 code for a protein of 577 amino acids. The record is from RefSeq and is a predicted model, not a curated record. Lineage: Eukaryota; Metazoa; Chordata; Actinopteri; Labriformes; Labridae. Gene Ontology annotation, biological process: cristae formation.
AUGAGCUUCCAGGGCACUAGAGGGGUAGGCGGGACUGGAACAAACGCAAACAUGGCGGCGUCCUUAGAUGAUGAUUUUGAGUCUAAUAAUCAGGAUUACUACUCUCUUCUCAACGUUAGGAAAGAGGCUACAUUAGAGGAACUAAAGGCAUCAUAUCGGAGGCUAUGUAUGCUCUAUCAUCCUGACAAACAUCGAGAUCCUGAACUGAAAAGUCAGGCUGAACAGCUGUUUAACCAGGUGCACCAAGCAUAUGAAGUUCUGAGUGAUGAUCACUCUAGAGCCAUCUAUGACAUCUUUGGGAAAAAAGGACUGGAGGUUGAAGGCUGGGAGGUGGUGGAGAGAAAAAGAACACCAGCAGAAAUUCGUGAGGAGUAUGAAAGACUUCAGAGAGAAAGAGAAGAGAGGAGACUGCAGCAAAGAACUAACCCUAAGGGCACCAUCAGCGUGGGUGUGGACGCUACAGACUUGUUUGACCGUUAUGAUGAAGACUUUGAAGAGAUGCCAGGAGGAGGGUUUCCUCAUAUUGAAAUCAACAAGAUGCACAUUUCACAGUCCAUAGAGGCUCCUUUGACAAACUCCGACACAGCAGUGUUGUCAGGCUCACUCUCUACACACAAUGGGAAUGGAGGGGGCAACAUUAACAUGACUGUUCGAAGGGUUACAUCAGCCAAGGGAUGGGGAGAGGUGGAGUUUGGUGCAGGAGACAUACUUGGACCUCUCAUUGGAUUAAAGGUGUUUCGUAACGUCACUACACGUUGUUUCUUGACAGCUCAGUGUGGUCUGCAGUUCUCUCCUCGAGGUUUACGGCCAAGCUGUUCUCUGAUGACAGCACGCCACCUGGACCAGAACACAAUGGGCUAUCUACAGUGGCGUUGGGGACCCAACAGCGCCAUGACAACUAGCCUGGUCCGAGACACAAAAAGCAGCCACUUUACUCUCGCUCUGCAGCUUGGCGUUCCUCACUCCUACCUGAUGAUGAGCUACCAGUAUAAAUUCCAGGAUGAAGACCAGACCAAAGUUAAAGGCUCUGUGAAGACGGGCUGGUUCGGCACUGUGGUGGAAUAUGGAGCAGAGAGGAAGAUCAGCCGACACAGUGUCCUGUCAGCGACUGUCAGCAUCGGGGUCCCUCAGGGAGUCACGCUCAAGAUCAAGCUGGUGCGUGCCAGUCAAACAUACCUGUUUCCAGUCCACCUGACAGAUCAGCUUCUGCCAAGUGCUGUGUUUUAUGCCACUGUUGGACCGCUACUGUUCUACAUGGCUGUCCACAGACUGGUCAUCAUCCCAUAUACACGGGCACAGAAGGAGGAAGAGCUGGAGCUGCAGAGAAAGAGCUCAGCCACAGACAUCGCCAAGAAGAAGCAGGAGGCAGAGACUGCUGUUCUGCUGAUGCAGGAGUCUGUGAGGAGAAUCAUAGAGGCGGAAGAAUCCAAGAUGGGCCUGAUCAUCCUGAAUGCCUGGUACGGAAAGUUUGUGUCUGACACCAGCCAGAAGCAGGAAAAAGCAAAGGUGAUUGAUGUCACCGUGCCUCUGCAGUGCCUGGUCAAAGACUCCAAACUCAUCCUCACAGAGUCUUCUAAGGCUGGACUGCCAGGAUUCUACGACCCCUGUGUGGGAGAGGAGAAAAGUCUCAAAUUACUGUACCAGUUCAGAGGUGUCAUGCACCAAGUCAUCUCUGCAGACACUGAGCCACUAAGGAUACCCAAGCAAUCCCACAGAAUUGAGUCUGAGUCUUAAGCGCCCAGCAGAUGUUGGGACAACAGAGAUAAAAAUAGACUUUCUCUAAUCAGAAAAACCGUGAGUGGAGGAGACACACCAACAAUAAGUCUUUUUUCCUCCCCUCUGCUCCUCUUCUGUCAUGGUAUUAGUGAAUCUGUUUAUCCUCCAUGCCUUCCUUUUCCUGUGGACCAUCUCUGAGGUUCAGCACCACGCAGGAGUGGCAUCAGAGUUUCUACAAGGUGUCACUCUUUGUGUCUCAAAAUCUGCCUGCUGCAGGAGAUCAAUCUCCCAAAAACGUAGAUUAAUAUAUGCACUACAUAGAAGAACUAAAAUCUCCACGGACGUGGGGAUCAUUGCUGUUAAUGAUCAGCUACAAGUACACAGAGAGAUUCUAAGAUGGUUCUUGACAUUUCAGAUGUCAAGUUUAUACAAAUGAGCCGUGCUUUAGUUUUAUUCCAUACGUUGUAGUCUUUGUUCUGUGUUUGUGUCAGCCCGCUAGGUUCAAAAGCAAAUAAUCUUAAAACAUUCCUGUCAUUAUACUAAAUCAUGCUAAUGUUUAACACUAUGCAGGAUCGUGUCUCAGACACCCUGAGUUUGACCAUGACUGAGCACUGAUUUUUUUUUUUUGUUUUUUUGUUUUUUUGUUUUUUUGCCUUUUUGUGACACAUCUGCUGCUCAUAGGAGUGCCAGUCAGGAGCUGUAAACUGGUGCUCAGAAUUUCUGUCUGUAACAGAUUGGAUGUGAUGGUUUAGGGAGAGAUUGAACAUGAGGUGAAAGCUUUGGUUUUGCCACACUGAAUGAGUGACAGGCUUAAAAAUCUUCACACAGAUACACAUAUCUCAGGCCAGCCUGGAAAUUGAAGGCAAAAGUUCCAGCAGGAUUGGAUUUGCACUGAUGUGUAUUGGUCAGAUUGAAUAUGUAUGAAGCAACAAUGGAGAGAAGAAUGAGGAUUAUUGCACAGUGUGUUUGGGGUUUGGCCACUAGAGGGCAUAGAUCAACACUUUCCCUCAUGAAGGUUAGGAUUGCUGCCGACUUUAACUCCUUCCACAAACUGACCUGAGCCAUUGCCAGGAAAUUGUUCUUACCUAGCUGAUUUUGGCACAUUUAUAUGGAUAAAUUUAUUUUUGUUGUUGUUGUUGUUGUUUUUCAUUUUAUUUUAUUUUUUAAACCAAUCUUGUGCCAUACAGUUAAUGUGAUAUUAUGUUUCCUGCUUUUAAAAUGUAAAAAUAUUUGAUUGAAUUUUUCUUCAAAUAUGUAAAUGUAAUAUGUGCAGGGGUAGAAAAGAGUACAAGAAUGUUGUACCCCAGUAAAAGUACAAUUUAAAAAACAUUACAAUUUACCUAAGUAAAUAAAACUUUCUAGUCUAUAAAUCCAAUCAAGUAAAAGUUAAAUGUGAGACGUGUUAUGGCUGUGUGCCACUGACUGUCAUGAGCCAAAUAACCAACCAAUUCCAUGUGGUUCACAUAAAAGCUCGACCCCCCCUUUUGUAUUUUUUUUUAUCAACAACAGAUGCUGUGUAUGCUAACAUACAUCAGCAAAAGUAAAAUAACUGAUUUCAAAACUUGUUACUUCCCACUCCUGUUUACAUGGUAGUUCAGUGUGAUACAGUGUACAAGAUACUAAAGAAGUACUUGAGCACCAACUUUAAUGAGCGGCUUUUAUUGAAUAAUUUUAACACUAAUAUCACCUCUCUUGUAACUUAUCCUAUCUAGAGAGGUGACAGCUAAUUAAUGAUAUUGUACUUUCUGUUGGAUCUAUAUCUAUAAUAUAGGUGAUAUAGCAUUAAUCUCUUUUUUUGCAUCAAAAACACAUUAGAAUUAUAAAUGUUUAUUUCUCACUUCAUUUCAGUUGUAAAGAAGAAAUGUGAAAGAAGGAUUCUGUUGGGGCAAUUCAGGCUAAAGGGAAUAAAUGAAAAUAGUCAAACUAUCUACUGUAGGAUACAGAUCGUGGUUUAUGAAACACAAAGGUAAUUUUUGCACAACAUGCACAUUAUAUCAAAUGUCAGAUAUCUGUCAGAAAAUAGGUGCUGAAACUAAUAACUGGACCUUGCCUCCAGCUGCUUAUAUACAGAUGCAGGAAACUGUUCUCCCAGCUUAUCAACCUAAAGUAAAUUAUUCUCAUAAAGGUGUUUCUUUGUCAGAAAACGUAAGCUAGUUAAUUUAACAAUAAGAGGUAGUAUUUGUCAGACUGCAUAACAUUAAAUGAACUGAAGGAAGUUCCUAUUCACUUCAAAAGAACAGAAUACAACCCUGUUUUCUAACUACUUUUAUGGGUGUUGACAUCCUCUUCACUUUUCUUUCCCAGUGCUGUUGGGUGACAUUUUGCCACUCUUGAAAUUCAUUGCGGCUUUUUACGAUGGCUUGCCUAAUAAUCAUCAAAUCAGUAUUUUAAUAAGUUGAAGUAUUGUAUUCUGUCGUUUGAAAAUGAAAAGUAACUUUUCUCUUAAAAAAACAAAACAAAAAACAAACCAAAAAAAAGCAGAGUAUUUUAUUUGCAAGUUAUUAGGUUGGGAAAGUGUAAACAAUAAAGACACAAACUUAUUGAAAAUAGUAGCACCAGAAUAACCAUAUUUUCACAGGGGUUUCUUAAUUUUUUACAGAGCUGUAGUCGUCUUUAUAUACCUGCCUGCCCGCCUUUCAUCAGUUUAGGGUUAACUGUAACUGAAAUGCAGAGCAGCUGGCGACAGGUCAGCAUUAAAAUGAGUGUUUUAAGUGUAAGUCUGAAGUAUGUCCACCUCUGUCACUCUUCAUUGAGAGCCAUAUGAGCCAUUUUGCACUGAUUCUGUUUGUUCUGAUUUUUGUGUUAAGUAUAUUAAAAGUAUCAGCUGGUCAUGUCGGCUCUGGUGCCACCAUGAGGCCAGCAGAAAGACUGCCAUUCUGCUGUGAACUCCAGCCCAUCAUCCCCACUGAACCAUUUUAGUAUGUAAAUGUAUUGCAAGGUUGAGGAGCCUGUUUUCUCUGUCCUGUAAAGACUACAAUAAAUACCCUAUAGGAGUC